Molecule: messenger RNA, 3710 nt
Organism: Leptomonas pyrrhocoris
Lineage: Eukaryota; Euglenozoa; Kinetoplastea; Trypanosomatida; Trypanosomatidae
Exons: 1
Coding region: 2784-3710 (308 amino acids)
Source: RefSeq, a predicted model, not a curated record
AGCGACGUUGCUCUCGGGGCACCCACACACACACACAUUUGCACGUACUUGCAACCACAUUCGGGUCGCACACCAAGCGUAAAAUACGUUUGCAUAAUUGCGUUUCGAGAGGUUUUUCCUCUGUUCUCAGUUUCAACAACAAAAAGGGUAUCAACGAAGAACGGCCGGCCUUUUUUAUCCACUGAAGGAAGAACAUCGUUAACUCACUCAUCACUGUUCCUUUUUUUUUUGACUUCUGUAUUUAUUACUCUGCCAUCGUGUUUUUAUUAUCAUUUUUUUUUCUUUGCUUCUGAAGCUGCUGCAGCUAUCGCACUGGUGUCAUAUAUAUACCUUUUAUUUUGACGCGCCCAGCAUAAGACCGCAUGACGUGUUCUCUGCUCCGUAAUUCUGCACUGAAAACGAUUCCCUGCUGGUGCACCCAUCACAGUCUUCUUGUUUGAAUCCAACUCCACGCAAAACGAAACUUAGUGGGCGAGGCACCGUGGAAACGCGAUGCUCGACGUUCCGGACUAUCGCCAGAAGCCUUUUGUGAGGUUUGUCUACGCCUGGCCCGCGCUCAUCGGCGUAAUCCUGUUUGUAUCCCUCACGUUGUACGGCAUGUGUCGAUGUCUCUCUCGAAGUUUUGACUCGUCUGCCUCACAGCGCAUCGGCUCGAGCUCGAAUUCUGUUCGGCAAGACGUCUUUUACGUGGUGGCCGCCCCUCUCAUUUUUCAGGGUCUGUGCGUGAGCAUCUACACCACCUGGAUAAGUUGGAAGUUUUUCCGACACAACUAAAGUGCUUUUCUUUACUGGGUUUUAUUGUUUAUGCACCGUGGCGAAUUCAUCUGAUAGCGACCUUGGGGUGGGCGGACGGGGCAUUGGCGUCAAAUCGCUCUUUCUUCGAUUAGCACAUCUCCUUCGUCAUGGAUUACGGUGGCGUUUUUGUUCAUCUCACAACGAAAAAAUCUUCGGGGAAUUACGAUGGAACGCUCGUGUCGUUUUUUCUGAAAGGCUUCGGAAUAGCGCUUCUCCGUCUGUGAGCGCGUCUUGGCACUUCUUUUGUUAUUCUUCUGAGAGAGGAAUCAGGGCUACACGCUUAGCGUAUAUGCAAUAAGUGUCGUUUCAGGUAGUUUACUUCCUGUGUAUGUGCGUUAAGGAAUGCUUAUUCAACGGACAUGUGAAGAUGUACUUAUGAUCAGUGCAUUAAGCGUCUCUUUUUUUAUUGGCUUCGUUGCAUCUUCCACCUCUUUCGCAUUGACAUAGAACAUCUUUAUUUUAGUUGUAGUGUCAGUAUUGAUGCUUUUAUUAUUAUUAUUGAGAUGUGGCAAUUAUCUGUUUCAUUUGGAAUGCUUGUGUUUUUUUGCGCUGGAGGCCGCAUCCCAUGGACACGCGAAAAAACGAUUAUCGCUACAUCACCGUAAACUCGUGACGGUGGAAAACUCAUGAGCGUAAGUGCAUCUGCUCUAAUAUAUGUACUUCCUUCGGCGUUGACAAUUUUUUUUUUUUGGACCUGCAUCAACUACUCUUUCGCUGCCAGAAAAGGUUUCUAUCGAGUGAAUUCUCUUUUUUCAUAUUCUGACUUCUGCUUCCUCAACCCCAAAUGGCACUGUCGGAACGGAUGACGCUCCCGUGAGAAGGAUGAAAUCCGCUCGCUGAGAACGGUGACUGUGCCGCGCCAGUUGGAUAGCUAUGCGAUGUCGCGUGUACACGAAACAGCUAUCUGCACUCCCACACCACACUUCUUUCGCCUCUCUUCCUUUUCUCUUUAUUUGUGAGACACACAGCAAACGAUGCAUUGAGGGCCCCCAGACGAUCAGGGUCUGACGACCACCAAGCUCAUGAGUGUCAGCGGGUACAUUCUGCCGAGGUAUCCGGGGAUUGGUCGCCGUCUUGCCAAGGAGGCCAUGACCACGCAGGCUGACGCCGCCAGAGUCCACCAAAGGCGGGACUUGCUCGAGAUGGGCACGCUUACUGCGAAGGAGCUCGACAUCGUCGAACGCGCUCUUUACAGAGAAAUCUGGCUUUGGCGAAACCGUGGCGCGCUCGGAGAACUCACGUGUCGUUCGUCUCCCUCCCUCUCUCCUGUUGUGCGCCAUACGUACCACGCGGAGAAAACAAUCGGGUACCUUUCCACGCACUGCGGGCCCACAGAGGUGUCUGCAGCGAGGGGUUGAGGGGCCCGCGCAGAUCGGGACGGCGUGCUGCAGAAGGUGCGCGCUCAACACAGGCGCAAUGGGUUGAGAGGGAUUGCCCGUGGGGUUGAGCUCGAGUCCUUACACAGAUUAAACAGAUGAUACGCCGCAGCGAGAAGGUUUCCAGGUCGUGUUCCGCUUUAUGGAGGGCCCUCUCCGCCUUGCUGAUCCGUAUUCGCGACACAUUGGGAAUGUGGUGGACGGCUCGUUGAGGGUGACGAGAGCACAUACAGUACUACCGUCGCUGGAAGAGAAUUCCUCUGCACCGAUGGGGCGGGGGGCGGGGGAGCUUUAUGGGUACGUCGUCUCUGGUGGUGCAUGACGUUGCCCAAGUCUACUUGACCAAUGUGUGAUGCGACGGAGGCGAACCUGCGAUGCAGUAGCGAGACGGCAGCCAUUCACGCUUUCUCAUCUCCGUCUCACCUGGUAUCCUUCACUCUCCUGUCUCUUACGAAUCACUCAAACUACGAAGCAACCGCAGUCUCCAUCAGAGCCGCCGCUGAGUUCGUCUCCUGCGCUACCUCACGAAGACGACGGCAGUUACACACGUUUCUUCGUUAUCGGCAUCAAUCGUUUGAAAUUGGUAUCUUUUUUAAACCCACGCUAUCUAUCAUGCAUCUCUCCCAUACAAUUCCGUGGAAUCAGUUCAGUCGCCACUUCGAGUUCAUUCGAGAAAACAAAGCGAUUUAUGGACAGCCCACCGCUAUUUUCCCUAAGAAAGACGAGCAUGAGGUGUCAGACGGGCUGCACUUCGCGCGUGUCUUCGCGGACACUGUCGAUGAGUUUGCCGUGACGGAGCGGAAGAAGUUUCCGGCGAAGAUGGAUAUGAGUGUUCCUCUCUUCGCAGACGAACUCCUCGAUCCUGAGCGCUUUCACCUCUCCCCUUACAGCAGUAACGACAACUCGUGCAUUCCACUUAACGAAGAUAUGCAGCAGGUUUCGUUUUGGAAAAAGGAGAGUGAGAAUGGCUUUUCCACGGAGCACGGCUACCUCGCGGAUGCAGUGAAGUUUCUGAUUCAGCAGCAUCAAAGCGGCGCCCUUCUCACCCUCUGCCAGGCAGUUCCACUUCAGGGGUUGUUUAACCUCCACUGGGGGCACGGCUUUGGUGUCUAUUUGCUGGCCUAUCAUUCGUUUCGCAUCUACGUCUUCUUGAACCUUGUCUAUUCAGUACAGCAGGAUCUGCUGACGAAAGGGAAGAAGGCCUUCAAGAUCUUCGACGUACCUGCGCUGAAGCGAGAAGUGCUUGAACUCUUCAGUAACAACGAUUACAGUGCCCAAUACAUCGCGCAUCGCCAGUUUUGGGACAAGUACGUGCAGAACCCGCGUAGCGAUAUGGAAGGCACCGUUUUCCAGGAUCCCGCGGAGGUGGACCCUGCUGACCUGAAGCAGUACCUCGCCAACUGCUUUCGUGACAUAUAUCUGUAUGACAUGAUGCUGAAGGAGUGUGGGCAAGAGAAGACGAAGGAGUUCUGGGUCAACGAUUUCAUCCUCACCUUGAACUUCAUGUUUCAACCGCUGUCCUUGCCGACGCCGGAAUAA